AUGCACGCAACGCCACCCGAAGAAGUAUCAGACCGAGACGACCGACGCUGUGGCAGCGUAAUACAAGCCGCAAGUCGGCUUGUGGUCGGCACACGCACGGCCGCAUACAUGCUUGUAGCGGCUGCUAGCUUUAUUGCCUCCAGUGGGUUCUUUUGGAGUUUUAGAUCUCGUCUCAAGCUCACUUUCCAAGCACACACCAACUCAGCCAUGUUCUCCUCUGCUCACCUCGCUUUCUUUGCUGCUGCUGCUGCCGCUCUUGUUGCUGCAAGCCCUGUCACUGAGCUCGAAGGACAGACUCUUGCCAAGCGCGAGACGUCGUACGGCAAUCCCGACUUGGUAACUGACCAGGGCAAUCGCUUCAAGCUCAACUUUGGCAGCACCGACGGCCACCCGAACGCGUGUCCCGGACACUACAUCUGCUACAUCUCAAAGAACGGAGCCCAACAUGGCGACGUCUCUCUCGGCAAUCCCGACGACUUUGUAGAUGAGGGCAACCGUUGGGCAAGUACCUUUCAGUGGCUUUGCGUCUCACGUUGGCUUAACACCAUGCUCUGUAUAUAG
Rhizoctonia solani is the source of this 561-nucleotide messenger RNA. RefSeq lists its product as uncharacterized. The transcript has 3 exons. The record is from RefSeq and is a predicted model, not a curated record. Lineage: Eukaryota; Fungi; Basidiomycota; Agaricomycetes; Cantharellales; Ceratobasidiaceae. The coding region runs from base 1 to 561 and encodes 186 amino acids.